Messenger RNA from Pipistrellus kuhlii (Kuhl's pipistrelle), 1469 nucleotides. RefSeq names its product annexin A2 (gene ANXA2). The coding region runs from base 134 to 1153 and encodes 339 amino acids. Gene Ontology annotation, molecular function: cytoskeletal protein binding; calcium-dependent phospholipid binding; calcium ion binding. Gene Ontology annotation, cellular component: cytoplasm. NCBI's taxonomy places the organism in Eukaryota, Metazoa, Chordata, Mammalia, Chiroptera, Vespertilionidae. The record is from RefSeq and is a predicted model, not a curated record. The transcript is spliced from 14 exons.
AAAUGCCCCACCCAGGCCAGGCGGCCAAGCUCGGCUCCCGGGGACACUCGCAGCUCGCGGCGCCCGCCCAGUUACAGGCACUGGGGAUACAGCAGUGAACCACAGACAGAGAAACAGACAAACUUCUUUCAAAAUGUCUACUGUUCAUGAAAUCCUGUGCAAGCUCAGCUUGGAGGGUGAUCACUCCACACCCGUAAGUGCGUACGGGUCGGUCAAGGCCUACCCCAACUUCGAUGCUGACCGGGAUGCUUUGAACAUCGAAACGGCCAUCAAGACCAAAGGGGUGGAUGAGGUCACCAUCGUCAACAUUUUGACCAACCGCAGCAAUGAGCAGAGACAGGAUAUUGCCUUCGCCUACCAGAGAAGGACCAAAAAGGAACUUGCAUCAGCACUCAAGUCAGCCUUGUCCGGCCACCUGGAGACCGUGAUUCUGGGCCUCCUGAAAACACCUGCUCAGUAUGAUGCUUCCGAGCUGAAGGCUUCCAUGAAGGGGCUGGGCACUGAUGAGGACUCUCUCAUUGAGAUCAUCUGCUCCAGGACCAACCAGGAGCUGCAGGAAAUUAACAGAGUCUACAAGGAAAUGUACAAGACUGACCUGGAGAAGGACAUCAUUUCCGACACAUCUGGCGACUUCCGCAAGCUGAUGGUCGCCCUCGCGAAGGGCAGAAGAGCAGAGGACGGCUCUGUCAUCGAUUACGAGCUGAUUGACCAGGAUGCCCGGGAUCUCUAUGACGCCGGAGUGAAGAGGAAAGGAACUGACGUUCCCAAGUGGAUCAGCAUCAUGACCGAGCGCAGCGUGUUCCACCUCCAGAAAGUAUUUGACAGGUACAAGAGCUACAGCCCCUAUGACAUGUUGGAGAGCAUCAAGAAGGAGGUCAAGGGAGACCUGGAAAAUGCUUUCCUCAACCUGGUCCAGUGCAUCCAGAACAAGCCCCUGUAUUUUGCUGACCGACUGUACGACUCCAUGAAGGGCAAGGGGACACGUGACAAGGUCCUGAUCAGAAUCAUGAUCUCCCGCAGUGAAGUGGACAUGUUGAAGAUCAGGUCUGAAUUCAAGAGGAAGUACGGCAAGUCCCUGUACUAUUACAUCCAGCAAGACACCAAGGGUGACUACCAGAAAGCGCUGCUGUACCUGUGUGGUGGGGAUGACUGAGCCCACAGCGGCCUGAGCGUCCAGGAGUGGUGCUCCUAUGCUUCCAGCUAAUACUUCUAGGAAACCUGCUUGUGACUAGUGCCCAUCCCUUGACCGUCCCUGUGCCCGUCCCUGUGAGGAUGCUGUCAGCGUUGCUUCUGCCUCACCUUCUCUCAGUUGCCUAAGCACUGCCAGGCUUUCCCAUCUAGUCUCUCAUUUUAGCCAAAGAAAUGAACAUUCCGAGAGUUGGAAAUGAAAUCUAUGAUGUGAAACACUUUGCCUCUUGUGUACUGUGUUGUAAACAGAUGAAUAAACUGAAUUUUUACUUUAGAACCAA